This is a messenger RNA of Plasmodium gaboni, 5355 nucleotides long. Its product is annotated as putative zinc finger protein. The transcript has 3 exons. The record is from RefSeq and is a predicted model, not a curated record. NCBI's taxonomy places the organism in Eukaryota, Apicomplexa, Aconoidasida, Haemosporida, Plasmodiidae. The coding region runs from base 1 to 5355 and encodes 1784 amino acids. Gene Ontology annotation, molecular function: metal ion binding.
AUGUGUAAAUAUGCACUGAUUAAUAAAUGUGAUAGGGGAGAAAAUUGUACGUUUGCCCAUGACAUAAAUGAAUUAAGAAUAAAACCUGACAUGCGAAAAACAAAAUUAUGUAAAAGCUACAUAUUAGGUAAAUGCACAGAUAUUAAUUGUAUAUAUGCCCAUUCUAUUAAUGAGCUGAGAGAAGUUGGUAAACCAGCGAUAUGUCAAUUGCACAGAGAAGGACGGUGUAUUAAAGGAAAUCAGUGCAGAUUCGCACACUCAAUAAAUGACAUAAACACAAAGCUUGUUAAGUUUUAUGAAUCAAAUGUAGAUAUAGAAUUUGAUGAAGAAAUUAUUCAGAGUAAGAUUCCUAGUAAAAAUAUAUCUAACACAAAUAAUAGUUGUAUGAAUAUAUUAAAUAAAAGUAAUGCUCAAAUAAUGAAUAAAAUAAACGGUUAUGAAAAUGAAGAAACUGAGAAGAAUGAAUUUAUAAAUAUACAUAAUAAUAAAAAGGAUAUAUAUAAUUUCCAGAUGCAUAUGAACAACAUUAAUGUAAAUGAUAAUGACGAUAUAAUAAAUAGGGCUAAUUUAGUUGUUCAAAAAAACAUCACAAGUGGUGAUAUAUAUCUUAAUAAUAAUAAUAAUAAUAGUAAGCUUAAUAUAUGUAGGAUAUAUAAUAAUCAUAAUAAUAAUAAUAGUAUUGUUGGUCAUGAAAAGAAAGAAGAAAAUAUAUUAAACAUUUCACAUAUUAAGAAGAAUACAAAAUUAUGUUGUUUAAAUAUUAAAAAUGAACCCAUUCAACAGGUUAAUGAUUUUCUUUUACAUAAUAAUAAUCUAUUAGAAUAUAAGAAAGAACAGAAAAAUUAUUUCAUAUCCCCACAAAAUAUUAUAAAUAAUGAAUAUGAUGAAUGUAAGUUAAACGAUAUGUUAAAUAAUAGUUGUAAUAAUUUAAAUAUACACACGUCUAUAUGUUUAGAUAGAUCAAAUAUGAAUAUUAAUGAACAAUAUUUUGACUUAAAAGAAAAGACUAUGGAUAAUGAUGAGAUUAAAAAUUAUUCAUAUGUAACAAAUAAAGAUAAUAUGAAUAAAAUAAAUAAUAUGGAAACAAGGUUAAGAAAAAAUAUUAUCAUCCAGCCAAAAAAAAAAAAAGAUCUAUCACAUGUAGAUAUUAUUAAUAGUAAUAAUAAUAAUAAUAUGAAUGACAUAUAUGAUGUGAAGGACCCAAAGAUUAAUGUAAGUAAUAUGAUUAGAUUAAAUGUAGAAAAUAAAUUAAAAAAAAUACAGGAUUGUAAUAAAACAGGACCAGAACUAACAAGCUUACAACAUAUUAUUACAGAAAAGGAAUAUCUUUAUAAACAGAAUGAUGAUAAGUAUUUAUUUAAUAAGGUAGUAGGAGGCAAUAAUAAAUAUGAAGAUAUAUAUGGAGAUGAUAAUUUGAGAAGGAAAGAUAUGUUUAUAUCCAUGUCAGACAAUAAUAAUAAAAUGAAUGAUGAUUAUAAUAUAAACAAUGACUCUAACAAGUGUGUUAUAAAUUUUGUGGGAUGUAUUAAUAAGGAAAACCAAAGUGGAACUACAGACGGAGGUAAGACCGAUACAAGGUGUGAUGAUAAUUCAAAGAUUAAUAAUAAAAAUCAUGAAAUAAUACUAAUUAAUAAUAAUAAUAAUAAUGAGAAUAAUUUUAUAGAUGGUAAUGAUUAUAUUUAUUGUAAUAAUGUCAAUAAGAAUAUCACGCAUCUCAAUAAAAAUGACUCCUUGAUAUACUCAAAAGAAGAAUAUAAUAUGUUUAGAUAUGAAGAUAAUUUGUUGAGUCAACAGAAUAUAAAUAAGAAAAAAAAUAAAAAUAAUGAUAAGGAAUAUUCUAAUGAUCUUAACAUAAAAUAUGGUAAUCAUUCUAAGCUACAUCAAGAAAUUAAUAAAAUGAAUCAUAUCAACAAUAUAAACAACAUAAAGCAUGUUAAAAAUAUUAAACAUGUUAAAAAUAUUAAACAUGUUAAAAAUAUUAAACAUGUUAACAGUAUUAACCAUAUAAAUAAUGCUUAUAGUGAUCAUGUUUAUAAUAUGGAAUGUUUUAAAAAUAAUCAUAAGCAAUAUUAUGAUCAAAGUAAUAUAAAUGAAUCCAAUCUUAUACAAAUAAUUAAUAAACAGAAAGAAAACGAUAAAGCAGAUGAAGAAAGCAAUAGGAAUAUUAAAUUAAAAGAAAAAAAUAAUGAUAAUUAUGAUAAUUAUGAUAAUUAUGAUAAUUAUGAUGAUGAUGAUAAUAUUAUUAUUUGCUAUGAUGAAGAUCAAUGUUAUGAUAACAAUGAAUAUAUAGAUCUAAAUGAUGAAUGUAUUAAAUCCAAGAAAUUGUCAGAUGCAAAGUUUGAAAAAAGAAAUGAAAUUUUAAAUUAUAAAAAUCAUAAUGAAGAUAUGAUAAGUCCAUUAAAUUGUUAUAAUAAUAAAAUAGAUCACGAUUUUGAAUAUAUAGAAAAUUUAUAUUUUCAAAGGAUCAAUGAUUAUACAACUAAUGAUAUUACAAAAGAUAUGAAGAAUAAUAAGAAAAGAAUUACAAAUAAAUUGUUUACAUGCAAAGAAUUAUUUCCAAAAAAUAAAAAUUGUUUUAUAUUAAAUAAAAAUGAAAGGAAACAUUCGAGGGAAUAUAAUAUAACCAAUGAUGGUAAUAAGAUAAAUAUUACUAUGUAUUAUAAUAAGGACAUUAAAUUGAAUGCACUACAAAAUUAUAUAGAUGUCAUCACUCCAAAAAAUGAUAAUAUUAUAAAGGAUAAUAUUAUAAAUGAUAAUAUUAUAAAUGAUAAUAUUAUAAAUGAUAAUAUUAUAAAUGAUAAUAUUAUAAAUGAUAAUAUUAUAAAUGAUAAUAUUAUAAAUGAUAAUAUUAUAAAGGAUAAUAUUAUAAAGGAUAAUAUUAUAAAGGAUAAUAUUAUAAAUGAUGACAAUAAUAAUAUUAAUUGUAGCGAAAAAAUAUGUAAUCAUAAUAAUAUACUACUGAAUAAUAGCCAAACGUCAAAUAAUAAUCAGGAUUCUCCUUUUAGUUCUAUGAAUGUAAGAUAUUUGAACACACAGGAUGGUGAUAGAAAAUAUGAUAAGAAUGAUGGUAAUGAAGAUUUGAAUAAUCUAACAGAUAUAAAGGAACCUUUACAACAUGCUCUUUGGAUGAACAAUAAUGGACACACUAACAUAAAUAAUAAUUAUUAUGAUAGUUUUUAUAAUAUAAACAAUGUAAAUAAAUUAGAUAAUUUUAAAACGUGUAAUAUAUAUGAGAAUGAGAAUAAUCCCAUAGAAAUAAAAUCCAAUUCAGAAAUGGUUCUUGUUCAUACAAAUAAUAAUGAUUCCAUCAAUGUUUUCAACCAAUCUCUUAAUAAAAAUAAAAAAAAUGGAAACUGCCAUGAAAAUGUUCUUCAGGUAGAUGCACAUCAGAUGGUUCUAAAUAAUAUUAAUGGGCUAGCUGAUAAGGUAUCUAGAGAUAUGUGUAGGAAGAAAAUAAUUGAAGAUAAAAUAGAAUACGAUGAUGAUAAUAAAAAUGUAUAUGAAAAUGAUUUGUAUGAAAAUGAUUUGUAUGAAAAUGAUUUAUAUGAAAAUGAUUUGUAUGAAAAUGAUUUAUAUGAAAAUGAUUUAUAUGAAAAUGAUCUACAUGAAAAUAAUUUAUAUGAAAAUGAUUUGUAUGAAAAUAAUUUAAAUGAAAAUAAUUUAUAUAAUAAUAACGAUGUAUAUACUUCUAGUAAAAAUAAUCCACGUGAAUUCAUAAAAAAUGUGGAGAAGAAUAAUGUUAAUGUAAAUAAUAAUAAAUUAGUAAAUUCAUAUGAGCAAUUUAAAAAGUAUGACCAUGUUAAUAAUAGUAUGACUGAUAUAUAUCAAAUAAAUUAUCCGUUUUAUUCUAUCAAUGAAGAAAAUGAAACUACCCUUAGUAACCCUGAAAACAUGAAUUAUAGAUUAUUAGAAGAAAGGAAAAAAAAAAAUUAUUUGAAUAAAUAUUAUAAUGUGAUAAAAUCUAUAGACAAGGAUCAUUAUAUAUAUAAUAUUCCAUUUGGAUCAACUGUUAUCAAUGAUAAUAAUGUUAGAUAUAAUGAUGAAUAUGGAAAUAUCAAAGAAAGAGAAAACAACAAUGUAAGUAUAUGUUCAAAUACAAACAUAAAUACAAAUGUGAGUUCAAACAUAGAAAAAUGUAACUCGUUUAAUAGCAUGGAACUUCUAAUAGAAAAAGAACAUUCCUUACAAAACAAGAUGAAUAAAACAUAUAAUAUAGAAAAUGAUAAAAAUAAUUUUAGUCAUAUGAAGGAUGCACAAAUGUGGAUGCAUAAUAAAUAUUUUAAUGAAGAAAAAGAGAAUAAUAUAAUUCUUGGGGAAGAGAAAAACAAUAUCUCUACAAAUGAAGAUAAUAAAAUUGUAUAUAUAGAUACACACAGUAAUAAUAAUAAUAAUAAUAAUAAAAAUAAUAAUAUGAAUAGAUUUUAUGAUAAUAAUAACUUAUGGAAUAAGCAACAAGGAAAUGUGAUAAACGAAAAGAAAAGAAGUAUGUGUAAUUUUAAUUAUAAGAGUAUGUCUUUAGAUAAUAUAGAAAGAGAUGACCAAUCUGUAUAUGUAAAUAACAAUUAUGAGAAGGAUUUAUCUGAUUAUUUAAGAAACAACCAAAAUGACAUAAUAUAUAAGAACCAUCAAAAGGACACCACCAAUAACAACAAUAAUAGUAAUAGUAAUAGUAAUAGGAAUAAUAAUAGUAAUAGUAAUAAUAAUAAUAAUAAUAAUAGUAAUAAUAAUAAUAAUAGUAAUAAUAAUAAUAAUAGUAGUAGUAGUAAUUAUAAUUAUAUUUAUAAUUCUUGGAACCCUUUUCAUAAGAACAAUACAUUUAAUACACAUACAAAUUCUUUUAAUAUUUUAAAUUGUCAUUCCAAUUACAAUAAUUUUGAUAAUGUAGAAAAUAUUAUUACAUCUAAUAUGAUAAAUAAUUUAGAAAAUACAAAUCUUCCAAAUAACUAUACAAAUAAAUGUUAUCAACCUAAUGAACAAAAUUUUUUUUCUCAAUUACAUUGUUAUAAAAAUGAUAAUAUAUUAUUAAAUAAUACACAUUUAAAUAAUAAAAAUAGUUUCUCUUAUGACUCUAUAAAAAAUGAUUAUAAUAUGUUAGAAGCAUCUUCAAACCAUACAUCUUCUUUUUUAAAUUAUGAUUUAUAUAAAACAGAUUCUAUAUAUAUUACUCCAAGCUCUUUUGAAAAUAUUAAUCCAACACCUAAUGCUAUUAUUAAAAAAAAAAAUACAGAUAUUUAUAAAACAACACUUUCUCAAAAAAAAAACUUUUUUAACAAUGAUGAUGAGAAUAUAGAGCAAGAUAAUUUUAUAGAUAUUCCAAAUGAUUUAAAUUUUAGUUUUUUAAAUAAAAAUGAUUGA